AUGAGCAAGGAGGUACUGGUGACGUUGCUGGCCCGAGAGAUGGAACGUGUGGCGCGCAACACCGAGAACUGGCAAGAGCGCAUGACGGCGCUGGGUGAGAUGCAGCGCGUCUUCGAGCAGCUCGAAAAGGACCCACCGGCCAGCACCGUAGCUGCCAGUUUGAGCACCGAGGUGUGGAAGACGCUACGGCCACUUAAAGCUAUGAUACAGGAUCUACGUUCGCAGAUCGUCAAGGAAGUUUGCGCACUGCUCACGACCAUCUCACGGGUCACUCGAGACGCAAUGGCUCCGUUCCUGCGUGAUAUACUGCCUACACUUGUGGAGGUGCGUGGAAGUGGUAACAAAGUCUGUGGUACGUACUGCGGCGAGUGCCUUGAGGCCGUCGUAACGCAGACGGUGGUCAAGGGCCCGACACUGCGGCUCUUUGUGGAGAUUCUACUGGACAGCAAGAACAAACUCAUUCGACUAUGCUGCAUCUCGUGUCUUCGGCACGCGCUCGUCGCUUGGAGCCCCGUGAUGGACAAGAGCGACGUGCAGAAGCUCGAGAAGGGACUGCAGCACGCUCUGUACGACGCUAGCUCCUCAUGUCGAGCACAGGCGCACGAGCUUUUCCUGGUCUUCCACACUCUGUUUCCCAAGCGAGCGUUCGUGGUCAUGAGCAUGGUCGACUACAAAAUUCAGAAGCGACUCGAGGCGCUCGUGUCUUCGGACGUGGCUGAAUCCACGAAAGGUGCCGGCUCGGCGUCGAAUGCCAGUGUGGAUGGAGACACCACUCCAGUGCAGCAAGUGCAGGCCUUAGCGGGCUUUAACUUGGAUGUGGGCGAUCGUGUAUGCAUCCCGGAUAAUGAACUGUUUGGGUUUGUUCGUUUUUUAGGUGAAAUUAUCAGCGUGAAAGGAGUUUGGGUGGGCAUCGAACUGGAUGAAGCUUACGGCAAGAACGAUGGCAGUGUCAAAGGACGGUAUUACUUCCGCUGUAAGCCUAAGCACGGCGUUUUCGUGCGUCCUCAUCAGGUUUUCCUCACAAUGUCAGGCUCCAAGCUGCACGAGCACCAGCUUCAGCAGCAACAACAGAUUCAGGACGGCGACAGUUUCGUCCACAAGGGCGAUACUAGUACGGAGCUCGGAGAUGAAGUGGGCGGCGGUAUUGAGCCUCUUCCACCACCAGGAGGGGUGGUGCCACCAUUUUCAAGCACCCCUAGCACUUCACCAUCAGCAGCGGAACCUACUUCUUCGUUGAAGCUGCCAGCCCCCACCGAUACUCCAGGGCCGUCCAAGUUGAGUUUAGUGCUGAACCGAGCUUCUAUAGCUCACCGACGGUACCUAAACCGUCUACUGAUCCAUGUUCGCGCUGAGUUAGAGGAGCAUGAACGUUUUGAAAACUACGGAGCAACCGCUAGCUCGGCCGACGCAGUCCAGUACUUGCAGCAGCUUCAAAACAGCGCGCAGGACAAAAUUGUUCUCUCCGAUGAAUUUAUCCAGCAGAUCAUUCAGGCCCAACAAGCUGCGAGGGAGUCCUAA
Phytophthora infestans T30-4 is the source of this 1518-nucleotide messenger RNA. RefSeq lists its product as uncharacterized. Gene Ontology annotation, molecular function: microtubule plus-end binding. NCBI's taxonomy places the organism in Eukaryota, Oomycota, Peronosporomycetes, Peronosporales, Peronosporaceae. Gene Ontology annotation, biological process: cytoplasmic microtubule organization. The transcript is spliced from 2 exons. Gene Ontology annotation, cellular component: cytoplasm; nucleus; microtubule plus-end. The coding region runs from base 1 to 1518 and encodes 505 amino acids. The record is from RefSeq and is a predicted model, not a curated record.